Amorphotheca resinae ATCC 22711 is the source of this 1764-nucleotide messenger RNA. RefSeq lists its product as hypothetical. The coding region runs from base 1 to 1764 and encodes 587 amino acids. Gene Ontology annotation, molecular function: RNA binding. The record is from RefSeq and is a predicted model, not a curated record. Gene Ontology annotation, cellular component: nucleus. Lineage: Eukaryota; Fungi; Ascomycota; Leotiomycetes; Helotiales; Amorphothecaceae. The transcript has 4 exons. Gene Ontology annotation, biological process: mRNA processing.
AUGUCAGCCCUCGACGUUGAAGCGCUCUUAGAUUCAACUGCCAACGCUACCCCAGUUGACCAGAACGGGGCAUCCAAGUCCAACGACCCAGACGAUCGGUACAAAUCUGAGCGUAACGAUCGUCGUGAUCGAGACAGGGCCCGCGAUGGCAGCAGAGAUCGUGACCGGGACCGAAAGCGAAGAGAUCGGAGUCGCGAUAGAUAUCGAAGAGAUGCGAACGGAGAUAGGGAGCUGAUCGGUACGCCUACAAGUGACCAUGGAAGUGCUCAUGGAAGUGUCAGGAGUAGACGCAGAAGUAGAAGCCGAGAUGAUGACCGCCGACACUCCCGUCGCCGAAGAGAUAGCCCUGACGACGGAGGCCGGCGAGAUGGAGAUUAUUAUAGAGGAGGCGGUCGCGCUCGCUCACGCUCUAGAAGCCCACAUAGAAACUCAUGGCGCCCACGAGGGGACCGCCGCGAUCGUGACGAUAUAGAUACCAGGUCAAGAGACGAUCGUCGAAGCCGAAAUGAAGGGCGCCGAGCAAGUAGAAGUCCGAAAAGAGAGAGUACACCUCCAUUAACAGAGGAUGAGCGGGAUCGCCGCACUGUGUUUGUUCAACAGCUGGCUGCUCGUCUCAGGACUAAAGAACUCAUAGCAUUCUUCGAGAAGGUCGGCCCUGUCAAGGAGGCCCAGAUCGUCAAAGAUAGAGUCAGUGGCAGAUCAAAAGGAGUUGGCUACGUUGAGUUUAAGAACGAAGAAUCAGUUCCUGCUGCUAUUCAACUCACUGGACAGAAACUCCUAGGGAUUCCCAUUAUCGCCCAACUCACCGAAGCCGAAAAGAAUCGCCAAGUUCGCAACCCUGAAGCCUCUGGUAGCAAUCCGAAUCAGAUUCCAUUCCAUCGACUCUAUGUGGGUAAUAUUCAUUUCAGCAUCACUGAAAGCGAUUUACAGAAUGUUUUUGAACCAUUCGGCGAGCUCGAAUUCGUUCAGUUGCAGAAGGAAGAACAAGGUCGCAGUCGAGGAUAUGGGUUUGUCCAGUUCCGUGACCCAAACCAGGCUCGUGAGGCUCUGGAGAAGAUGAAUGGGUUUGAUCUAGCAGGUCGACCAAUCCGUGUUGGUCUUGGCAACGAUAAGUUUACUCCUGAGUCUACCGCCACUCUUCUCCAGAGAUUCCAAGGCCAGAGCCACCAACAACAAUUCCAGGGUUCUGCAUUCUCCGGAGCUGGUGGACGUGGUCCUCAGGCCGUGGGAGGUAGCAAUUUCGACCGUGCCGGAGGCCGCGAUAAUGACAAGGGCGCAGGCGGUGCCAGUGCCUUGGAUGACACCGAUGUUGGUGGUGUAAAUUUCAACAACUAUAGUCGAGAUGCAUUGAUGCGGAAACUUGCCAGAACAGAUGAUCCUCCCGCGACGAAUGGCCGCGAUGAGAGGCGCGAGAUACUGAAACCCAAGACAGAGACCAAACCUCUGCCGGUCAAUGUCAAUAUGGCCAGCAGAUGCAUUGUGCUCAAGAAUAUGUUUGAUCCUGCCGAGGAAGAAGGUGAAAACUGGGAAAAGGAACUUGAGGAUGAUGUUCGAGCAGAGGCAGAGGAGAAAUAUGGCCACGUUGUUCACAUUGCUCUAGAUCCGAAUUCCCAAGGCGAUAUCUACCUCAAAUUCGAUCGGGUGCAGGGAGGAGAGAACGCUAUCAAGGGCCUGAACGGAAGGUACUUUGGCGGACGAAUGAUCAGCGCUACGCCUGUCGUGGAUGCGGUCUACCGCAGUUUGUUCUCACGCACCAAGAUGUGA